Angiostrongylus costaricensis is the source of this 834-nucleotide messenger RNA. Lineage: Eukaryota; Metazoa; Nematoda; Chromadorea; Rhabditida; Metastrongylidae. The record is from the annotation of a GenBank genome assembly.
AUGGAACUUGGCGUUUUGGUGGAGAACUGUGAAUGCCUUGGUGAAGACCUGAAGAACGUAUUCGGUUUGUACUGGCAACUUCCAUCAGAAUCGCUGCAAAAAGCUCUCGAAAAGGAGGCUUUCUACAAUAUGAAGAAGCCGUUGGCCAUCGAUAUCGAGGGAGAAAGAAGCGCGAUUUAUCUCGCGACAUCGCCAAAGGAACUUAGCAAUCGCAAUCGCACUUGGGAUUUGGAUGCGAUUGUGACCGAGAUCGACAACGCAAAUGAAUCCCUUGACGUUCACGUCAUGGACUACUUUCCUUUGUUCAUCUACACUUCGCCAAAAAUGCAUUUUCCUACCAUCGACGACGCUCUGCGACGGGCAGUCAUUCGUGGAGUUCAUGUGCGAAUUCUGGCAUCAGCGCUACAUUAUCCAGAAAUCGGCAUAAGAUUUCUUCGUUCACUGGAAUCUCUGAACAACAUGAGUGAGAAUACCAAAAUUGAACGUAUAUUCAAAGUACCAAGUUCUAAUACUGACAGUAUUGUGGUCAGCCGUGAAAGAAGAACACAUAAUAAGUUCAUGGUGUCCGAGACAGCAGUGAUAAUUGGUACAUCAAACUGGUCAGGUGACUACUUCAUGGGCGGAACAACCGGUGCGGCCAUCAUCGUUAAGCAAUUUGGUGUAAAACGAGCUUUAGUGAGGCAAAUGCAGGUGAUUUUCGAACGAGAUUGGAGAAGCGAGUACGCGCAUCCAUUGGAAGACUAUUUUUUCGGAUGCGUCGAAAACGGAUCGCGAGCUCAUUUCUGUGAAGCGGAAAAGGACCCAAGCCUCCUGUCGUCUCCUCAAAUGAAAUGA